AUGGCAGCUACGAAAUCCAUUUACCGUGUGUCCAUCGCCCGCUCUUGCUGUGCUCGCCCCGCAUCCUUGUCGAGCAGUAUACGACCUCUCUACCAAUCUCGCUUCCAGACUACGGUGUCUCCAGACAUUGUGAAUAAAUUGGAUGAGACGACUGCAAGAAUGUCUUCUGCCAAUACUGGACCUGUUUCGGAUCUAAUCAAGCAUGAUCAUGCGGAGCUGAAGGAGUUUUAUGAGAAUGUGCUGAGGGCAAGCGAUGAAGAUGCAAAGGUCCGUUGGCAGAACCAGUUCACCUGGGAAUUAGCUCGACAUUCCAUCGGUGAAGAGCUUGUAGUGUAUCCAGCCAUGGAAAACUACAUGGGCGAAGAGGGCAAGCGUCUUGCCGACAAGGAUCGAGCUGAACAUAACGAGGUCAAAGAGCUCUUGUACAAGUUCCAGGGUCUAUAUCCAUCUGAUACAGACUUUGAACCGACACUCAAGUCGCUCUGGAACACCCUAAGCCAACACAUUGAGGAAGAGGAAACAGAAGAUCUCCCAAAGCUCGAAGAUGCGCUGCGGGAUUAUGAUCCGGAUUACUCGGCCCACCUUGCAAAGAGCUUCGGAAGGACCAAGAAGUUUGUGCCAACUCGCAGCCAUCCUGCAGCACCAGACAAGCCUCCUUUCGAAACUGUCGUUGGACUCAUGACUGCGCCCUUGGACAGGCUGGGUGAUAUCUUCCGGCGUUUCCCAAAGGAUUAG
Exophiala spinifera is the source of this 735-nucleotide messenger RNA. RefSeq lists its product as uncharacterized. The coding region runs from base 1 to 735 and encodes 244 amino acids. The transcript has 2 exons. Lineage: Eukaryota; Fungi; Ascomycota; Eurotiomycetes; Chaetothyriales; Herpotrichiellaceae. The record is from RefSeq and is a predicted model, not a curated record.